Xenia sp. Carnegie-2017 is the source of this 1231-nucleotide messenger RNA. RefSeq lists its product as uncharacterized. Bases 558 to 1109 code for a protein of 183 amino acids. The record is from RefSeq and is a predicted model, not a curated record. Lineage: Eukaryota; Metazoa; Cnidaria; Anthozoa; Malacalcyonacea; Xeniidae. The transcript is spliced from 3 exons.
CAUAUUUUGCAAUCUCAAGAUGUCUUGUUUCUUGGGAAUAUGUUUUAUAUUAUAUUUCUUUAAAUUGUCGGCUGGUUAUGAUAUUUAGCUCAGUUAUUGUCAUUUUGUUGAGAAGUUUCGUCCAUUUUCUGUUGGGCAACAUUAUUAAAGUGUGAAAAAUGACCGCAAUCGCAAUCCUCUAAACUUUUAGAUAUGAAAUCAGUAUUAGAACACGGAAUGUUAUUGCACUCGAUACAAAUAAAUUAUGUCGACCAUAGUGAGUGCAGUUAGUCUGAAUUCCUGAUAUUGGAUACAUGUAUUUGACAAUGUUUGACUGCGAGUCUAUAAUAAACAUACUCAUGAUUACAAGAAUGUGACUGGCUGAUGCCCACUGAGAUGACGCCAGCAAAGGAGACGGGAGAUUACCAGACACAAGAGGCACUGAAAGAACCACGAACAAACGCUUGUAACUUGUUAUAGCCGAUUCAAGAACUUUUAGAAAGACGAAGGGUUGUUGAAAGAAUAUUCUGACUUAAAGUUUAAACUACAUAACGGUUUUUUUCUAUAAUUCUGAUACUAUGGAUUUGUUUCGGUGGUUCGGGAUGUUGUGGGGGUUUGGUAUUCUCCUUUCUCGAGUAAAAUCAAAAACGUGCCCACCUAGAUUCUAUCCUAGCAGCUAUUUUGGGGAUGAUUUAGUUUGCCAACCUUGUCCUUUGCAUUACCAAAGCUGCAAACAACAAGGAAAAGACCAAAGACGAUGCAAGAAGCAUUGUGGCACACCGACUAUCUUUACGGUUUCUACCAUGAACGUUCCAGUCAUCCACGUUUCCAGAUUUUGGAUAACAUUACAAACAGACCAGACGAAAUUCCCAAACAAUAAAUUGUCAAUCUCUACAACCGACCUAUUACCAUCAAAUCAUGCUGUAACGUCGGAUACAACAGAAGACGUCCUUAUUGCGAUUUUCGUCCUUCUGAUAAUCAUUAUUGUGCUGCUGUUGUUGGGUUGUAUCUACAAAUAUCGACAGAAUACCGCAUUAUUUCCAAGAAGCUUUUCAAAAAACGGCGUGAUGGCAGAAACAGCGGAUGAAGAACAUGGAAAUUUUGUGAACUAUGUGCCAUCGUCGUUGUGAAGCCUUAAAAUAUAAUUUAAAGUAAGAAAACUCUUAAGCUGCUUUGACAAGGAAUCGCUUAUUAAAUAGAUAAAUGAAAAGCCCAACAUUGAUAUGAACAGUCUGGCCAGGUAAGAAGUUAA